AUGUUAAUUAGUUUAUCAUCAAUGUCAAGACAAACAUUCAAUGAAUUUUUAGCUGGUGCUAUUGGAGGAUUAGCUGGCUUAACGGUUGGUCAUCCAAUGGAUACUGUCAAAGUUGUUAUGCAAAGUUCGUCGAGAAAUUUAACAUUUAAAGAAGCGACUGAUUCGAUUCUUGAAACCGGACUAAGACGAUUUUUUACUGGGCUUGCAAUUCCGUUUUAUUCAUAUGGAUUUAUCAAUGCCGUAGUAUUUACUGCAUACAAAGAGUCACUAAGUAUAUUUGAUGCAACUGGUCAGUCCCCAUUUGCAAAUGCUAUGGCCGGUGCUAUAUCAGGAGCUGUACAAUUGAUACCAGCUGUUCCAGUUGAAGUUAUUAAAAUACGACAACAAUCUAAAGCAAGUCAUCCAGGUGAAAAACAACUGACUGCUAGAAAAUGUAUUCAUACCAUUUUACGUAUGCAAGGAUUUACUGGAUUUUACUCAGGAACAAUUAUUCAAGCAUUUCGUGAUAUUCCAGGACUGACUGCUUAUUUUUAUGCUUAUUCUGAAUCAAUAAAAAUAGGAAAACAUAUUGGUUUGUCAACAUUUUGGUCUGCUUUUAUUGGUGGUGCAAUAAGUGGAGCAUUAUCUUGGUGUGUUUCAAUGCCAUUUGACGUAAUAAAAACAAGACAACAAGUUGGUAAUGGAAUCACAAUUACAAAUGUUCUAAAUACACUAUUAAAAGAAAAAAGCUACAAAAUAUUUUUCCGUGGAUUUAACGUUGUUAUCACUAGAGCAUUUGUAGUUAAUGCAUGUACAUUCGCUGUCUACGAAACAGUUUAUGAACAUCUUAAAAAAUAUUAG
This is a messenger RNA of Schistosoma guineensis, 840 nucleotides long. NCBI's taxonomy places the organism in Eukaryota, Metazoa, Platyhelminthes, Trematoda, Strigeidida, Schistosomatidae. The record is from the annotation of a GenBank genome assembly.